AUGGAAGCAGGGUUGACGAGGAAGACCAAGGCCAAGGAGACGACUCUUUUCUACUGCAAGGCAUGUGGAUCCCUCUGGAAGCAGCAUCGUGACGGCGCUUUGGGGGUUGCAGGCACAGUUUCCGAACCGGUGCUGUUGAACGAGGAAACUGGUCAGAGAAUCACCAAUUGCCCUCACCACCCCAGAUACCAUGCAGUCAAGGAGAUGAAUGAGGAGGAUCGGCUGUGGCUCUCACUGUUGACGGGUCGGUCCAAGAACAAGUUUGCGCUGGACAUGCUGAAGAACUGCGGGAUUGUGGAUGCGACUGGACGGCCGAUCUCUGCUCUUGACAGGAUGAACAUGGAGACGCAGCAGCCGUUUGACUCUGCUAUGGAUCUUGAUAUCGGAGACAGUGAAUGGCCUCAGCCUGACAGCAUCAAUGUUGGCACCGACGUCGACCCCAACUCUACACUUGCGCUCACACCUGCUCAGAGGACCAAGGCUGAGCAACUGACGGAGGCGUUCCAGAAGAUGGAGGUGUACAAGUGUCGGAGGUCUGAGAUUGAUUGGGUUUUGUCUGUGAUGGAUGAGCUCAAAUUGAAGACUUUGUCGCUUGAUGGGGGGGCCGGUGCAGGCACUGGAGGAUCCCGCAGUGGGCUGAGGGAAAGGGACCAAGAGCAGGAGCGGUUACUGAAUAACCCAGGGCAGGACAGAGUGCCCGAGUCGAUGGCCCAACGUGCAGUGGUGGGUGGACUCUUGGUUCAGGCGACCAAGGCCUUUUUGGGAAGCAUCCUGUCCAAGGCGGUCAAGAUUCAUCGUGCCGAGGCUGAGGCUGAGAGGGGGCCCGAGUCGAUCAUGAUGGAGCUGGACUCGUUGAAUGCCUCUGAUGAUGAGACGGAGGUGGAGAAGGCAGGGGGGUCCGGGUCGAGUGGCAAAAAGGUAUCUGAUAAGCUGCUGGUACCGCAUCAUCUGUACCAGGCCAUUCAGGAUAACCCCGAGGAGUUGGAUUUCUUGACCAACCAGUAUGAGGAUAUGGAGGGGAUGGGCGAGAUGAUGGUUGGACUGUAA
Messenger RNA from Linnemannia hyalina, 1047 nucleotides. The record is from the annotation of a GenBank genome assembly. Lineage: Eukaryota; Fungi; Mortierellomycota; Mortierellomycetes; Mortierellales; Mortierellaceae.